Molecule: messenger RNA, 1916 nt
Organism: Galleria mellonella (greater wax moth)
Lineage: Eukaryota; Metazoa; Arthropoda; Insecta; Lepidoptera; Pyralidae
Gene: Pef
Product: peflin
Exons: 6
Coding region: 297-911 (204 amino acids)
Biological process (GO): COPII vesicle coat assembly
Molecular function (GO): calcium ion binding
Source: RefSeq, a predicted model, not a curated record
CUUUAAAGAGAUAUCCAAAGCCGUAAACAAAAAAACACACAUUGUCUCUUUAAUCUGUGACAUAGUCUUUCUAAUCUGUGUGAGUGAUUAACAGUAAACAUACCAAAAUAAAAUAAUUAAGCUUAAAAAUAAUUGUUUUUAAUUAACUCUAUAAUUAAUUCAAUUUACAAAGUAGAACAACUAGUUGACAUCACGUAAUUUAUAAGCUCAAGACUACAAUGGCAUACAAUAUAAUGGAAUGGUAACGCAGCCUACGCUAAGGCAUUUGCUGGCGGGACACCAGUGAGGGAUAAUAGAUGAGAAAUCAGCCUGGGUAUGGUCAACCUCAAUAUGGCGGACAACCACCCACUGGUCAAUUGGAAAUGGGUCAUGGACCAUAUCCCAACAUACCAAUAGGAGGCGGAGUGUCACCGCAAGUCCAGCAAUGGUUCCGAGCAGUUGAUAAAGAUCAAUCUGGGUUCAUUACAGCUGCUGAGCUAAAAGGAGCCUUAGUUAAUGCACAGGGCCAAUCAUUUUCAGAUACAGCUUGUAACUUAAUGAUUGGUAUGUUUGACAAAGAUCGUACGGGUACUAUCAACGUGGAAGAAUUUGACAAAUUAUAUACAUACGUGAAUCAAUGGCUUACAGUUUUUAAAACCUAUGACGUUGACCAGUCUGGACAUAUUGAAGAACAAGAGCUAUCAAAAGCAAUGUCACAAAUGGGUUUCCGUUUUACUCCGGAGUUCAUCAAUUUUUUAAUAAAAAGAAGCGAUCCAAAAGACGGCAGGGUGUCUGUUGAUCAGUUCAUUGUACUGUGUGUUCAAAUACAACGUUUCACUGAAGCAUUUAGAGUCCGUGACACUCAACAAAAUGGAACGGUAACCAUCGCAUUUGAGGAUUUUCUAAAUGUGGCACUGAGUUGUUCUAUAUAGUUUUAUUUUAUUAGAGACAAUUUUCAUACAUAAACAGAUAAAAAUGUAUCAGUCAGGCGAUCUUCACCGUUACUUUGUCAUGCUUCAUUACUCCUACAGCCUAAUAUCUAUCUUUCGCCCACCUAUUUGAUUGCGUUAUAGUUUUUAAUUUGAGGGCUGUAUAAUCUCUUUUUCGCUUAUUUUAUAAACCGCCAAGCAAGUUAAAGACUAUCGGUAGUUAUAUACAUCAAAUGAAUUUUUAAUAGUUUAGGUAUAAUUUUUUCCCAUGUGCUUGGAAAUUUACAUACUUCGACUCUUUUCGGCCCCUUUCAAAAUACCAUCAACAAUUCUAAACAGUAUCUACAAUAUAGGAAAUUGCUGAUCAGAUUAAUUGUAUCGUAUAUCUAUUGUAUCUUAUUCGCGUCUCCUAUAUCAAAAGCAGGCAAUUUUGAAGUGACAUGAACUACAAGUAGUACCCUGCUUAAGGUUUCAUCGUCUUACAUUUUAUUUGUAGUUACCUCAUAUAUCUUUAUUUUACUUAUUUAUUAAUUUUAAAGGAUAUCGUUGCAUAGGUAUAAUACAUUUGUUAUUAAUAAAAUUAAAGUUCGGUAUUCAUUCGUUCGUAUCUCUCAUACUAACCUAAUGAGGUUAUGGGUUUAUGUUAAAGUUGUUACAACUUUAGAAUAGACGUGCGCAUUGCAUCUGUCACCUUAGAGUACCGCUGUCAUCGCCGGUUUUAAAUUCCACAUAACGCCGAGCAUGAUAUAUUCAAAGAAGGUCAUUAGCAUUAUUAUAAUUAUUACACAGUAAUACAUACAGACUCCACUGUUAAACUUAGACCUAAACUGCUAGACCGCCAUAAAGAUCCUGAACCACCAGUAAAACGCAAGUUAAUUUUAAACAUAUUAGUACUUUAAAAGUACCUAAUAAAUCUUUGCUGGUAAGCGCUGAAAGCAAGACAAUAGUUAUCUCUUGCAUCCUUGAUAAAUGUCGACUGCCAUCAAUAAAUACUUCAAAUAGAAGUUU